AUGCUAACUUCAAAAUCAUAUGAAAAAUUAAGCACUUAGCUUAAAAAGUUUAGAAGUAUUAAUAAUUUUAUCAGAAAUUUUAAAUUUGACUUCAGCAUCAAAAAUUAUUUAUCAGCACUUCAAUAAAUAGUGAAUAAUAAUUAGUAAAAUUAAAUAUUUAAGCUCCUUUGCUCCUUUAUUGAUUAAGAUUACUUAAUUUGUUAAACAAUUGAACUUAAUAGUCACUAUUUAUUAAUCUUCUCGUUUAAAUUUAUAAGGUAAUAUAGUAAUAAUUAUAAUAAUACGAUAAUAAUUAACAAUAAUUAGAAUUGAUUAAUAUAAUAAUAAAUAUUUUAAUUUAUACGUUGAUAUUUAAUAAUACAUGGAGUAUUAUAUUCACAUACAAUUAGUCCUUCUUAUUAAUGUGAAAGCAUAGGUAAUAAUUAUGAAUAAAAUUCAAUAAUUGAUCAUUCUCGCACAACUGUGUUAUUUUAAUGUUAACUUUAAAAGAGAUUUGGGGAAUUUCUGAAUUUGAAUUAUAAAUAGAUAUUGUCCGACAGGAUGUUAUUUAUAUAAUAAAGAUCAAUGUUUAGAUGA
Molecule: messenger RNA, 576 nt
Organism: Paramecium pentaurelia
Lineage: Eukaryota; Ciliophora; Oligohymenophorea; Peniculida; Parameciidae
Source: the annotation of a GenBank genome assembly